AUAUUUAAAAAAAAAAUGAAUACAUAAAAGUGUUAUCUGAUGAUGAUGACUUUUAUAUAUUGAAGUGCGUUUUCUAUUGCUUGCUAUAAUAGUUCCAAUUUAGUAAAUUUUCUCCAAGUAUCAUUUAGUUGGUCUUCAAGGCCAGCAAGGAGAAGUAUUUACUCCUGAAACUUCUCCAUAACGUCCAUAGGUACGUCUAAGAUAUUUCAAGAAUCCAUGAUGGGAAGCACACGGCUCAGGAAAAAUUCCUCGUUGGUAAACAAUAUCAGAGACAAACAACCAGACAUCAAAAUACAGAAAAUGACUGAUACAAAUUCCUACUUGAAGUAUGUUAGCUUACUAAUUUUAACUCUCCAAAAUGCUGUGUUUGGUUUAAGUAUGAGAUAUGCCAGAACACGAGAAGGUGAUAUGUUUUUAUCCUCAACAGCUGUACUGUUGAUGGAAGUUGUCAAACUGAUCACCUGUUUGAUGAUUGUCUACAUAGACGCCGGUGGAUUAUUAAAAAUGUUUCGUUUAAUAGAUCAACAAAUUAUUAAACAACCUGUUGAUACUCUCAAGAUAUGCGUUCCUUCAUUCGUGUAUCUGGUUCAAAAUAAUUUGCUGUACUUAUCUGCCUCUCAUUUGGAUGCAGCUACAUAUCAGGUGACGUAUCAAAUAAAAAUCCUUACUACUGCACUGUUUUCCGUAUUUAUCUUGAACAGGAAACUUCUACGUACUCAAUGGAUCUCACUUUUCACCCUCAUCACUGGAAUUGUGCUUGUGCAAUUGGCCAACACCGAUGAUAACACUACGUCAAUGCAAGGAAUGGAGCAAAAUCGGUUCAUCGGUUUCAUGGCUGCGUUGACUGCAUCCUGCUUGUCGGGCUUUGCUGGGGUUUAUUUUGAAAAAAUGCUCAAAGGUAGUAACGUCACCGUCUGGAUAAGAAACGUCCAACUCUCCUUCUGCGCAAUACCGUUCGGCUUGAUUUCGUGCUUCUUGUACGACGGCGCGAAAAUCAGGGAACAAGGAUUCUUCUUUGGUUACGACAAAUUCAUACUAUUCCUAGUUCUACAGCAAGCUUCAGGCGGACUUAUCGUGGCUGUCGUGGUUAAAUACGCUGACAAUAUUCUGAAAGGUUUUGCAACGGCCUUGGCCAUAGUUAUAUCCUGCAUAGCUAGUAUAUACAUAUUUGAUUUCCAAAUAUCCUUCCAGUUUGUUGCGGGAGCCGGAUUUGUUAUAUUCUCGAUCUUUCUGUACGGUUACACCCCGAAGAAACCAGAUACAUGAUUAUAUAAUUAUAAAAUUAAAUUAUUAGAAGAUUUUUUACCAAGCAACAAAAACAAAAUUUGUUUAAUUUAUUAUUGUUUUGUUAUUUGAUUUCCGAUGUGGAAGUCGAAACGUCAAAUAAAUUUUAUUUCAAACUUAA
Molecule: messenger RNA, 1405 nt
Organism: Diabrotica virgifera virgifera (western corn rootworm)
Lineage: Eukaryota; Metazoa; Arthropoda; Insecta; Coleoptera; Chrysomelidae
Product: UDP-N-acetylglucosamine transporter
Exons: 7
Coding region: 217-1266 (349 amino acids)
Biological process (GO): pyrimidine nucleotide-sugar transmembrane transport
Cellular component (GO): Golgi membrane
Molecular function (GO): UDP-galactose transmembrane transporter activity
Source: RefSeq, a predicted model, not a curated record